CAAUGUCAAUGCCACAUGAUUUUGUACACAUCUAUCGCUGACUGAGCGCGAGUAGACUAAAUAUAAGACAAUCCGGCAGUCACUCAGUUUCUGUUGGCAGAGAACAUUCGUAAGAGUAAAAACAAAUAAAAAUAAAAUUUUUUCGGUGUAAUAUUUAUUAAGGGUGUAAUUAUGUGUGGAAUUUGGGCACUUUUUGGUAUCGAUGUGCAUUCAAUUUCUAAAUAUGACAAGACGUUUUCAAAGAUUCAACAUAGAGGCCCAGACGCAUGGAGAUUGGAAUAUGAUUUAAAAGUGAAAAAUGUCUGUCUUGGAUUUCAUCGUCUGGCAAUUAUUGAUAGCCUUUACGGAAUGCAACCAAUGAAAUUGCACAAAUUUCCAUUUGUAUCAAUGAUUUGCAAUGGAGAAAUUUUCAAUUGGAAACAACUUGGAGAAAAACACGGUUUCAAUUAUGAAACGCAAUGUGAUGUAGAGAGUGUACUACAACUAUAUGGAAGUUUUGGUAUUGAAGAAACAUUGAAACAAUUAGAUGCCGAAUAUGCGUUUUGUUUGAUUGAUUCGCUAAAAAAAAAAGUAUUCGUUGCAAGAGAUCCAUAUGGAGUGAGGCCAUUAUUUUAUCUAUCAUCCAGCAAUGGUAUUUUGGGAAUAUCUUCUGAAGCAAAAGGUUUGACAUGUUUGAUUGAUGAACUUGGACUGACAGAAUGGGAAAUGAAGCCUUUCCCCCCAGGUCAUAUGGCUGAGUAUAACAUUUUGCCUGGCGGAAAACUGGAGUUAGUUUCAUUGAAUCGUUUUUUUAAAAUCGAGGAACCUAUUUUGCCACCAGUACCGUUGGAAGAAGGCUUGGCUAAAGAAAAUAUCCAUGCUAAUAUUCGUAAUUUAUUAACACAAGCUGUUGAAAAGAGAAUGAUGUCGAAUCGUCGUAUUGGUUGUUUAUUGUCUGGAGGGUUAGAUUCUAGUUUAAUAGCUGCUAUAUUGGUUAAGCUGUCAAAAGAAAAAGGUCUCCCGUACCCAAUUCAGACAUUUUCGGUUGGGAUGGCGGACAGUCCGGAUAUAUUGGCGGCAAGACAAGUGGCUAAACACAUAGGUUCGGAACACCACGAGGUGCUCUUUACCGCCGAAGAUGUGCUGAGCGUACUCGAUAAAGUGAUACACACAUUGGAAACUGCAGACAUCACGACAAUUAGAGCAUCGUGUGGAAUGUACCUGGUGUCACAAUACAUAAGCCAAAAUACGGAUACAGUGGUCCUGUGCAGUGGUGAAGGUGCUGAUGAGGUGGCACAAGGUUACAUUUACUUCAGGGACGCACCCACACCAGACCACGCGCACAACGAGAGUCUUAGGUUGCUGGGUGAUAUAUUCAUGUACGAUGGUUUGCGCGCCGACAGAACAACGGCCGCACACGGACUUGAGUUGAGGGUGCCUUUCCUAGACUUGCGUUUUACUCAGUAUUUCUUGAGCCUCCCCAAGACGAUGAGACAACCACAAAAUCAAAUCGAAAAACACCUCCUCCGCUCGGCGUUUGACGGAACAGGUCUUUUGCCAAACGAAGUAUUGUGGAGGCACAAAGAAGCGUUCAGCGAUGGAGUUACAACUGUCAAAAAAUCAUUGUUUAAUAUUAUCCAAGAAUGGAUCGAGCCAAAAUACUCGGACGAAGAUUUAAAAUUAGCAGCAACAAAAUAUCAACAUUGCCCUCCGAAUUCAAAAGAAUCGCUGUACUAUAGGGACAUGUUCGAAAAACAUUACGAAGGAUUAUCUUCUAAAUUCAUGCCUUACUUUUGGAUGCCCAUGUGGACUAAAGUUAAAGAUCCAUCUGCAAGAUUUAUUCAACAUUAUGCAGCUAAAUAAUGUGCAUUUUUAAAAUUUAAUCUUAAGUUUUAUUACAUUAUAUUGUAUUAUUUUAAACUUUAAUAUUCAAAACUUAAAUGUUUUUGUUUCGUAUUUAUAUUAAAUAUAUAAGUAUUUUUUAUUUGUAAAAUAUUUUUAUGUUGCAACUUAAAACUAUUAAACGGUGUUAAAUGUUUAA
Messenger RNA from Rhopalosiphum padi (bird cherry-oat aphid), 2020 nucleotides. RefSeq names its product asparagine synthetase [glutamine-hydrolyzing] (gene AsnS). Lineage: Eukaryota; Metazoa; Arthropoda; Insecta; Hemiptera; Aphididae. The record is from RefSeq and is a predicted model, not a curated record. Bases 172 to 1842 code for a protein of 556 amino acids. The transcript has 10 exons. Gene Ontology annotation, molecular function: asparagine synthase (glutamine-hydrolyzing) activity. Gene Ontology annotation, cellular component: cytosol.